Molecule: messenger RNA, 660 nt
Organism: Arctia plantaginis
Lineage: Eukaryota; Metazoa; Arthropoda; Insecta; Lepidoptera; Erebidae
Source: the annotation of a GenBank genome assembly
AUGAUGACCAUGUUCAUACUUUUGACCAUUGUUUCGGUGAUUCAUGGAGGCAUGAGCGCUCUCGUAGCGCCGCCUGCCUACGUCGAAACUCAUAGAGAAGUCAUCGCGGAGGGUAAAGCAAUUGAAGACAAUAUCUUAUCGAUGAUUAACCACAUACCGCUCCUGAACGACUCCAGACGACAUUUUGCUGAACUUGUACAUGUUAUCUAUGUAGCAGCCUACGAAACUGGACGCAGUUGUAUUCCAAUUGACUAUAAUCAAAUAAUUGAAGAAGCAUCAGUGGAAGCUUUGAGCAAACCAGAGAAGGUAAUUAAAACCGUGAAGAAGGUUUACGAAGACUUGGACUCAAAAACAAAAACGUUACAAGAGUUGAUAGAAACCAUCAUGACUAUUAAAUUAGACGAUGUAUUUGCCAAUUCGAUGAUCGAUUUAAUCGUGAAUGCUGCACCAGAGAAAUAUGCGGAGGAGGCCAAAUUACACUUAAUUUGUGGUAAAUCUGCCAAUAAAUUCAAUAAAAAGAAAGAUCUAUUUAACAAAUUAUCCAAAGAGCUGGAUACACACAAAUUCGUCGUAACAGAAUUUGAUACGCUCAUGGAUUUAGUCUAUGCAUCUGCCGACGUCAGUAGAAUAUUGUACCCCUUCCCUAACCUCAAGUGUUAA